GAUUUAAUGAUAGGCACAAACGAACGAGACGAACGCGGACGCGAAUCAUUUUCUCGCAGUGGUGCGCUGCAGCCAAAGCAGGAGAAAAAACGAGAGAAAAAGCCUUGCGGAUAAAACAGCAGUAGCAGAUAGGAGUAUCAAACGGACCUCCUGGAAAUUACUGUCCUUCAGAAACAGAGGGAAGAGACACUUCCGGCGGAUAUCCGUGCGUUCGUGUGGAUUUGCUGAAUAGUGUUUUAUGUUUGCACCAAAGCCGAGAUCCUUUCCGUGCUUCUCUGUGCAAGAAAACGGCAAAAAAACGCGAAAUUGUUAGCGCCUUAGUGCCGAUUGCCCAAACUUUAGCAAAUUCAACCACUUCCGUGAUUCGUGGAAAAACAACAAUUCCUACCGAAUCUGUAUCCAGCGCUGGAUCAAAAAGUGCACAUCGCUAGUAGCGAAUAAAUCACUAGAUCCGGAAGCUUUUGUGGCUCUGUGGUAAUUGUGGCUGACGACACGGCGGCCGCCGACGCAAACCAACAGCCGGACGCUGGAGAAGACGAAGAUAGACAAUUGCAGACGGAUGAAAACAAGAAAGCUACUACCAAUAGUCCAACGUUAAGUGAUUCUAAAUCGGAAGAAGACAAAACUUUGGCACUACAUAAGCAACAGCAACAGUUGACCCAACAACAGCACAGACAGAGGCCCCAAAGUGAGGCACAGGCAAUGCCAUCGGCGGUUGGCGGUGGCGGCGGUGGAAAUCAUACUGGAGGAGGAACAGGCGGAGGCGGAGGAAAUGGCAAUAACAUGAAUACACAAUCGAACGAAGAAUGUGGCAUACGGGACGUUUGGCGGCACAAUCUGGACGAAGAGUUCCGCACGAUUCGGCAUAUCGUACAGAAGUAUCACUACGUGGCGAUGGAUACCGAGUUCCCGGGCGUGGUAGCUCGGCCGGUGGGUGAAUUUCGCUCCUCGGCAGACUAUCAGUAUCAGUUUUUGCGCUGCAAUGUCGAUCUUCUGAGAAUCAUCCAGUUGGGACUGACGUUCAUGGACGAGGAAGGUCGUACGCCGCCAGGGUUUUCAACUUGGCAGUUUAAUUUCAAGUUCAAUCUAAACGAGGACAUGUAUGCCCAGGAUUCUAUCGACCUACUGCAAAAUUCUGGCAUACAGUUUAAAAAACACGAGGAAGACGGGAUCGACCCGUUAGAUUUUGCCGAACUCUUGAUGACCUCCGGUAUCGUACUGAUGGAUAACAUCAAGUGGCUCAGCUUUCACUCUGGGUACGAUUUUGGGUAUCUGCUGAAACUUUUAACAGACCAGAAUCUGCCUGCGGAAGAAAGUGAUUUUUUCGAACUACUGCGAAUCUACUUCCCGACGAUCUAUGACGUUAAAUAUCUGAUGAAGAGUUGCAAGAAUCUGAAGGGUGGCUUGCAGGAGGUCGCCGAUCAGCUGGAACUAAGACGCGUGGGACCGCAACAUCAGGCCGGGUCGGAUUCACUUCUCACCGGGAUGGCGUUCUUCAAGAUGCGAGAGAUGUUCUUCGAAGAUAACAUUGACAACGCCAAGUAUUGUGGCCACCUCUACGGUCUCGGUACGUCUUUCAUCGUAAAUGGUAGCAGCAACACGAUCAACAGCAGCACCAACAACAGCUCCAGUACAACGCUGGGAACAAACGUUAACACUAAUGUGACUUCCGGUACCGGAACCGGUGGUAACAGCAACAGUGGCAGUACUAAUUCCACUGUCAACAACAACAACAAUGCAAACAAUAACAACAACAGCAACACGAACAGCGGUAGCAACACUAACUAUCAUGAUAACGGCGAAACGAACACGACUUCAUGAUUCCGUCUGUUGAUUCGCUAGUAAACUGAAAAAAAUUUCGACACUUUCACUGAACGAAACCAGCAAAUUAAAACAAAACAGAAAAACAGUUUAGAACGAAAGCAACACAUAACGAAAAAAGUACUCUUCUCUUUAAAGGAUAAAAUAUUUAUUACAGCUUUAUUACUACCUAUCUAUCGUAAAAAAUGCGAAAGCGGGAGGCAAAAGAUCACUGUAAGUCAUUUUGGAACGACCAAGACAGAUCAUUUACCUAAUUUUAAGACAAGUAAAAGAAUAAACAUUUUAAUCAACUUCUUCCUCGAUUUUUUGUAAGUUGAUUCAAUUUUGGACGACAUGAAAAUUUUGCUUUUUUUAUCAUUCUUGACGAUUACUGGAAAGCAGUACUCAUUUUUUGUUUUGUUUUAGUUAACAAACGAAAAGAAAAUCGAUCGAACUAAAAUAAUAAUCGAGAAACAUAACGCUGAACUCACUAGUUUGAUCGAAGAAAAAUAUGUAAUGAAUUUUUUUUCCAAUAUGUUACUAUCUGUAUACUAUCAAAAGCAGUUGAAUAAAAGGUGGCUAACAAAAAAUAUUUGCGAACUAACAUCUAUCAGGAUCAUGUAUUUAUAGCAGAUAUAUCGUUCUUUAACAUUUUUCGUAGCAAACCGCAAGUUGUAAAGAGCACUCUGUAAACUAUUAUAUUAAACCGAACAGAAAGCUGUCAGUUUCACAAUACACGUUAAGAGCCAGGGUGGCAGAAGUGGCUCUUGCUCCCAACGGACUGGGCAACAAGUGUUCAAGUCGAACAUAUUGAAGAUAAACUGCGAAGUACCAUGGAAUAUUCCAUUUGGACACUCUGAGAUCUGCAAUGUAUAUUCAAAAUACAUACUGGGACUCGCACUAGUUGAAAGUGCAUGCUUUACCCAAAAGCGUACCUCAGUACAGUAACAUUGUUGUUGAAAGCAAACAAGACACGAAAGAAAAAAAAAUUGCGUGCUUCGUGAUAAAGUGUCACAAAAGGAAAAUAAAACAACAGCAAAUAAUUGAUUAAUGAUCAGUAAAGAAAAUAUAUAUUCAAAUAAAAUGUUUUAUUGAUUCAAACCAAA
Molecule: messenger RNA, 2906 nt
Organism: Malaya genurostris
Lineage: Eukaryota; Metazoa; Arthropoda; Insecta; Diptera; Culicidae
Gene: Pop2
Product: CCR4-NOT transcription complex subunit 7
Exons: 4
Coding region: 703-1821 (372 amino acids)
Cellular component (GO): P-body; CCR4-NOT complex; CCR4-NOT core complex
Molecular function (GO): poly(A)-specific ribonuclease activity; nucleic acid binding
Source: RefSeq, a predicted model, not a curated record